Striga asiatica is the source of this 648-nucleotide messenger RNA. The record is from the annotation of a GenBank genome assembly. Lineage: Eukaryota; Viridiplantae; Streptophyta; Magnoliopsida; Lamiales; Orobanchaceae.
AUGCUAUCGAUACCAUAUGCAUUCAACCAAAAGGAGAAUAAUGCACUCUACUCUAUUCAACAUUUCCAUCUUGUUGUAGCAGAUGUCGAUUUCAAUGUCAUUUUGGAAGACGAUUCCGUAGAUGGCCUCCUGAAAGGCUGGGGAUGGAUGAUGUGCCCACCCGGGCGAGAAAAGAGAAAGAUAGACUCUUCGACCGUGGUUCUCUAUUUGAAGGAAGUCCCUAGAGUUUUCGUCAGUCAAUCCCAGUUAGCUCUCCAGGGGGGUCACCCAGAGCGAGGGGCCUUAGCCAAGUCUUGCCGCUGUGAUCUUUUCUCGUGUUUUAGAAGCGGACUUCGGAGUCAGCAUGUUCACAGGCAGCCUAUCAGGAAUUGGAAAAGACUACCGACUUGGCCCUUGGAAGAUAAUAGUGGAUCCGAAGGAGCUCGCUCUUUGGAUCUCUCGCUUUCCUUUCUUAACCAGGCUCAAGGCGAAGUGAGCCAAGCUGGAGUUCUUCUCACUGUUCGAGUGAGCCGGGUAAGCAAGCAAGCCAAAGGCGACCCUAAGAGUUGCACAUAUAUGGAGGGGCGACUCAAAUCUGCCUUCUAUAAAGGUGGGAGAAAACAAAAGCAUAGAAAUAAAAGAAAAUUGAAAUACGAAAGAUUCCUGUGA